GGUUUGUGUGUGACCAGUCCUAUACUGCAGAGACCUGCUGCAUCCCCUGCCCAUAACCUCACACCAACCGGAAAUCUUAUCAUCAUCUGACGGUUUGAUGCGCCCUUCGUCAUGUAUAUAAGCGCGUCAUCGUCAGCGGCGCUGCUCAGAGCUUCUAGGGUUCGUUUCUCAUCAUCCUUAUCUUUACCUUCCAUUUCCAGAACCCUAACUUCUCCUCUUCCUCACCCUUCCUCUCCUUCACUCCUCAAAGCCCGAUCACUUUGCUUCUCCACUGCUUUCCGUUCCAUCCGAACCUCAGUUCCUCGCUGGAGCCACGGUGUCGAUUGGAGAUCUCCUGAUAGUCUUAGGGCUCAGAUCAGGACAGCUGCUCCUGUGAUUGAACGCUUUCAGCGCAAGAUCGCUACUAUGGCUUCUGAGAAUACUUUCAAGGGAAUCUUAACCAGUCUGCCCAAGCCUGGGGGUGGCGAGUUUGGAAAGUACUAUAGCCUAACAGCUCUGAAUGAUCCAAGGAUCGAUAAAUUGCCGUACUCCAUCAAGAUCCUUCUUGAAUCGGCAAUCCGUAACUGUGACAACUUCCAAGUCACCAAGGAAGAUGUUGAGAAGAUUAUUGAUUGGGAGAAUUCUGCUCCCAAACAAGUGGAGAUUCCUUUCAAGCCUGCCCGUGUUCUCCUGCAGGAUUUUACUGGUGUACCAGCUGUGGUUGACCUUGCUUGCAUGAGGGAUGCUAUGAACAAGCUUGGCAGUGAUUCUAGCAAGAUUAACCCCUUGGUUCCAGUGGAUCUUGUUGUUGAUCAUUCCGUUCAGGUGGAUGUAGCAAGAUCAGAAAACGCAGUGAAGACAAAUAUGGAUCUUGAAUUCCAGAGGAACAAGGAGAGAUUUGCUUUUCUUAAAUGGGGAUCUACUGCUUUUCACAACAUGCUUGUUGUUCCUCCAGGCUCUGGUAUUGUCCAUCAGGUUAAUCUGGAAUACCUUGGUCGGGUUGUAUUCAACACUGAUGGUCUGUUGUACCCUGAUAGUGUGGUUGGAACUGAUUCCCAUACAACUAUGAUCGAUGGGUUAGGAGUUGCUGGAUGGGGAGUUGGAGGAAUUGAAGCAGAGGCAGCAAUGCUUGGCCAGCCCAUGAGCAUGGUAUUACCUGGUGUUGUUGGGUUCAAGUUGACCGGAAAGUUCCUAAAUGGGGUCACAGCCACCGACUUGGUUCUGACUGUAACUCAAAUGUUGAGGAAGCAUGGUGUUGUUGGCAAGUUCGUUGAGUUCUACGGUGAGGGUAUGGCUGGAUUGUCAUUAGCUGACAGGGCCACCAUUGCCAAUAUGGCUCCUGAGUAUGGAGCAACAAUGGGUUUCUUUCCUGUUGAUAAAGCUACUCUGCAAUAUCUUAAACUGACUGGAAGAAGUGAUGAAACUGUGGCAAUGAUUGAAGCUUAUCUACGUGCCAACAAUAUGUUUGUUGACUACAAUGAGCCUCAACAAGAAAGGGCAUACUCAUCUUUUCUAGAGUUGAACCUGGGGGAUGUUGAACCCUGUCUUUCAGGACCAAAAAGACCUCAUGACCGAGUUACUGUUAAAGAAAUGAAGGCUGAUUGGCAUGCUUGUCUGGAUAACAAAGUUGGAUUCAAGGGUUUUGCUGUCCCAAAGGAAUCACAGGAAAAAGUUGUGAAAUUCUCAUUCCAUGGGCAGCCUGCAGAGCUCAAGCAUGGGAGUGUUGUCAUAGCAGCCAUCACCAGCUGCACAAAUACUUCGAACCCGUCUGUAAUGCUUGGUGCUGCUCUUGUUGCGAAAAAGGCCUGUGAGCUUGGUUUGGAGGUCAAGCCAUGGGUUAAAACAAGUCUUGCACCCGGAUCUGGAGUUGUCACAAAAUAUCUGCUCCAAAGUGGCCUUCAGAAGUAUUUGAAUCAGCAAGGAUUCCAUAUUGUUGGUUAUGGCUGCACCACAUGUAUUGGGAAUUCUGGGGAUCUGGAUGAAUCAGUUGCUUCUGCAAUUACAGAAAAUGAUAUUGUUGCUUCAGCUGUGCUUUCAGGAAACAGAAACUUUGAGGGUCGUGUGCAUCCCUUGACCAGAGCUAACUAUCUUGCUUCACCUCCUCUAGUUGUUGCCUAUGCACUUGCCGGCACGGUCGACAUUGAUUUUGAGAAAGAACCAAUUGGAGUGGGGAAGGAUGGUAAGAGUGUCUAUUUCAGGGAUAUAUGGCCAACCACUGAAGAAAUUGCAGAGGUUGUCCAAUCCAGUGUGUUGCCUGAUAUGUUUAAAAGCACUUAUGAAGCUAUCACAAAAGGCAAUGAAAUGUGGAAUCAGUUGUCAGUUCCAGCUUCCAAACUUUACUCAUGGGACUCUAACUCGACCUACAUUCAUGAGCCUCCAUAUUUCAAGGGCAUGACGAUGGAGCCACCUGGUCCACACGGAGUAAAGGAUGCUUAUUGUUUGCUCAACUUUGGUGACAGCAUCACAACUGAUCACAUCUCCCCAGCAGGGAGCAUCCACAAGGACAGCCCUGCUGCGAAGUACCUCCUUGAGCGUGGAGUGGAUCGCAGAGACUUCAAUUCUUAUGGCAGCCGAAGAGGGAAUGAUGAAAUCAUGGCAAGAGGAACCUUUGCCAAUAUUCGCCUUGUCAACAAGCUAUUGAAUGGAGAAGUUGGCCCAAAGACAGUUCACAUUCCAACAGGGGAGAAACUCUCGGUAUUCGAUGCAGCAAUGAGGUAUAUGGCUGCCGGUCAGGACACCAUUGUGCUGGCUGGAGCAGAGUAUGGCAGUGGAAGCUCUCGUGAUUGGGCUGCAAAGGGCCCAAUGUUAUUGGGAGUUAAAGCAGUAAUUUCCAAGAGCUUUGAGAGAAUCCAUCGUAGUAAUUUGGUGGGCAUGGGUAUUGUCCCUCUCUGUUUCAAGGCUGGUGAGGAUGCAGACACACUCGGCUUGACAGGUCAUGAACGCUACAGCAUUGACCUUCCAAGCAAAAUCAGCGACUUAAGGCCUGGUCAAGACGUGACUGUUGUGACUGACACUGGCAAAUCAUUUACCUGCACAGCACGCUUUGACACAGAGGUGGAGUUGGAAUAUUUCAAUCAUGGGGGCAUUCUUCCAUAUGUGAUCCGGAAUCUGGCCAAGUAAAUACCGGUAGGGGAAAAUUUUUAAUCAUGGAGCUACUGCAUUCAGCAAGGUUUGUUUUUCUCGAAGGGAGUUUGUGAGAAGACUGGUGCAUGUUCAGACAAAAUGAAUCUGGGGAAUAUUUUAACUGCACAGGCUACUCAUCAGUGAUAGUUUUGCCCCUUUCUUUUGCAAGGAAUAAAAAAAGUUUUGGAAUAAAAAUAAAAGGGAAAUUAGACUGUAUACGUUCCUCGGAAGUGGGAUGUACACAUAGUGAUUAGACAUGCAUUUUACAAUUUGGUUUAUCAACAGAUGAGAAACUAUUCAGUGAACAAAACUGUUCUUAUGUUGAACAUAUUGUUCUUUAAUUCGAGGCAUUUUUCAAAUUUCAA
Telopea speciosissima is the source of this 3467-nucleotide messenger RNA. Its product is annotated as aconitate hydratase, cytoplasmic. Gene Ontology annotation, biological process: citrate metabolic process; tricarboxylic acid cycle. The record is from RefSeq and is a predicted model, not a curated record. Gene Ontology annotation, cellular component: cytosol; mitochondrion. Gene Ontology annotation, molecular function: 4 iron, 4 sulfur cluster binding; aconitate hydratase activity. Lineage: Eukaryota; Viridiplantae; Streptophyta; Magnoliopsida; Proteales; Proteaceae. The transcript has 20 exons. Bases 112 to 3099 code for a protein of 995 amino acids.